Messenger RNA from Mya arenaria, 745 nucleotides. Its product is annotated as calcium-activated chloride channel regulator 4A-like. Lineage: Eukaryota; Metazoa; Mollusca; Bivalvia; Myida; Myidae. The record is from RefSeq and is a predicted model, not a curated record. The coding region runs from base 290 to 745 and encodes 151 amino acids. The transcript is spliced from 5 exons.
GUUUGCUUUGGCUUUCUUCAUAGGGGUUUGUUAUGGUGUUACAUUAAAAGACAAUAGAUAUGAAGGGAUAUACGUCGCUGUUCAUGAUCUUGUGACCGAAGAUCAAAGCUUAAUCGACAGAAUAAAGGAUAUCUUUACUGCCGCAUCACGAUUGCUGUUUAGGGCUACGGAACAGCGCGUGUAUUUUGGUGAAAUCAACAUCGUCGUUCCAAGAUCCUGGACACCACAGAGAGACGCCCAGCCAGUCCAACAGUCCGAGCGCGGAUACUUCAAGGUAGAAGACGGACAAAUGAUAACCCCGAGGACAUUUGGCAAUGAUAUUUGUGGACAAGGAGGAACGUACACUUAUCUCCCCUUGUCAUUCGUCAAGAACACAUCCAGGACUGAUUUUGAAAAACACGAGAACGUUCUCGUUCAUGAAUGGGCACAGCUACGGUGGGGCGUGUUUCCGGAAUAUGGUACCGAUGCGGAAGCCAAAGGGCAUUUCUACCAAGCUGGAGGGAAGUGGAAACCCACACGCUGCAGUGAGAACGUUCAAGGUCGUGUGGGGUUCGGUACUAAUUGUAAGGCUAGUUCGUGGUGUGAUACAAAUGAUUCAACACGACGUAUCCACCCCGGUUGUCGAUUCUGUCCUGAUCUUACACAAUCGGUAGCAGUGGCGUCCAUUAUGGACAACCAAUUCGUGGACCUAGUAUGUUAUAGAGCUGUUCAGGAGUGUAUUGUUGCAUACAAAUAUUUUUGUUAA